This is a messenger RNA of Schistosoma margrebowiei, 2801 nucleotides long. Lineage: Eukaryota; Metazoa; Platyhelminthes; Trematoda; Strigeidida; Schistosomatidae. The record is from the annotation of a GenBank genome assembly.
AUAGAAGAUUACUCUAUUCCAUUCCAUUUUAGACUAAGUUCCUGGAACAAAAUCAAACCAAUGAAUGUUCUAUGGAUUAGAUCUAAACUAAGAAAUGAAUAAUGAAAAAGAAGAGCUUUAAUAAAUUUCUCAAAGUAUUUCAUUUAAUCCACAGAAAGAAAUAUCAUCUAAAUGAAAAUGAAUUCGUAUCAGAAGAUCCUAAUGGAAUAUCUUCUAUUAAUCAAUUUCCAAAAGGUAUAUUCAAUAAAGAAGGAUCUAUGGAAGGGGAUAAUGUUGAUGUUGAUGAUGAAGAUGAUCAUUAUGAUGAUAACAAUGAAAUCUCAUCGAUUAUUUCUAUUUCAACACAAAGAAUGCAACAUAAUUCAUUGAAUUCACAUCAGAAUAAACAUGAUGUAAUUCAAUAUGUUCUAGGUGAUCCACAAACUAUGUUGAAUCAUUUAACAAAGAAGAUUAAACAAAAAAUACCACAAUUAUCUAAUAAAAAUAUAAUGGAUAAUACUAAAACAAAUAAAGUAUCUAUGGAGAAGUUGAAUAACUUGACGAAGCCCCAGCAACAACAUACUACUACUACUAGUAGUACUUCUUUGAAUGAGAAAUCAAUCAAAGAACAAUCCAAGAAGGAAUUAAAACAUAAACACAUGGAUAAUGUUAAAACAAAUGAGGUCCCUUUGGAGAACUUAUAUAACUUGACUCCUCCUCCUCGUCCUCUUCAACAACAACAACAUACUACUACUUGUUUGAACGAGAAACCAAUAAAGGAAAUAUCCAAGAAGGAAUUAAAACCAAAACAUAUGGAUAAUGUUAAAACAAAUGAAGUCUCUAUAGAAAACUUUAAUAACUUGACAACGCUUCAACAACAACGGCAACAACAUACUACUACUACUACUAGUAGUAGUACUAGUACUUCUUUGAACGGGAAAUCAAUAAAAAGACUAUCCAAGAAGGAUUUACAACCAAAGCAUAUGGAUAAUGUUAAAACAAAUGAAGUCCCUUUAGAGAACUUAUAUAACUUGACUCCUCCUCCUCCUCCUCAACAACAACAUACUACUACUAGUACUAGUACUUCUUUGAAUGAGAAAUCAAUAAAAGGACUACCCAAGAAGGAAUUAAAACCAAAACAUGAUGAUAAACAACAUAAAGAUAAAAUCUCAAAGAAAACAAUCUCUUCAAUAAACAAAUCUAAUAAAUUUCAUAAAGAGAUUGAUGAAGACAAAUUGAAACGAAAAAAGACGAAACAAUCUAAUAUACAUAAACAAAUAAUAAACAACGAAUUGAUUAAUGAAACAAUCACUAAAUCAAAUAAGAAUGAUCCAACUAUUCAAAGAGAACAUAAUACCAUUGAACUAUUAGAUCCAAUCCAUGAUAAAGAUAAUACAAUAAAACAAACUGAUGAUUUAAUCAAUAAAGACUUAUCUAUUGAAACAAUUGAUACAUCAAUAAAGAAUGAUCUAAAUAUUCAUGAAGAUCAUCAUACAAUUGAAAUAUUAGAUCCAAUCAAAUCCAUUGAAUCAAUUCAUUAUCCAAUAAAUAUUACCAUGGCAACAAUUGAUCAUAUAAAUAUUCCGUUAGAAACAAAAAAUCAAUAUAUUGAAAAUGAUUUCAAAGGUUUAAAAAUAUUAAAUAAUAAUAUUCUUCAUUAUAUUGAUUUAAUAGAUAAUAAUCAUAAACAAAUAGAUUAUAUCAUAGAGAAAGAAAACAAAGAUAAGACACUAGAAGGUAACCAUGACAACAAUCUAGAUCAUAAUGUCUAUCCAAUCAUAAAAGACAAUGGAAUUCAAACAGAUCAAGAACCUAACGUUAUAUCAAUCUCUAAUGUAGAUCAUCCAAAUGAGAUCUCAUCUAAACAAAUUCAUCAUAUAGAAAAGAUAACAAGAGAUUAUCUUGAUCAUAAUUAUAAGAAUAAAUUAAGAACUAUUCAUAAUGAUCAGAAUAGAUCUAUUCAAAAGAAAGACUGUACAAAUUAUGAACAAUCAAAAUAUGAAUCAUCUAGUGAAACCUUCUCAUCAUAUCCAACUUAUUCAUCAAUAUAUCAUAAUGAUGAUUAUAAAUGUGAAUCGAUACAAUGUCAUCAUAAUCAACCAUAUCAUGAUCAUCAUCAUGAUCAUGAUCAUCACGAUCAUUACUCAAUCCAUCAUAACUGUAUACUUAGUGAUAUGAUGAAAUCUCCACAAUUAUAUCCAUGUUAUUGUAAAUAUAAUGAAUGGAAUAAUCCAUCAAAAAGAUUAAAACAAUUAAAUACAAAUCCAUUGAAACAUGAACGUGGAUGUUACUAUGGCAACUCUUGUAAACAGGACUAUUACAAUAAAUAUCGAUAUUCAUAUCUUAAACGUUAUUUAUCUCCUCAAACGAUAAGAUUAUUAAAGAAAGAAUUAAAGUAUAGAUUACCAUUUAGAGAUCGACAUUGUUUAAAACGAAAUGAAUAUUGUCAAUGUACUACAACAUAUUUACCAUCUAAAGAAUAUGAUACUUCUUCUAUGAAUCUGAAUCAAUUGACUCAUUAUAAUAUACCAUUCAAUUCAUUUAAUACAAUACAACAAUUACCAUUUAUGAAUAACAUUGUAAAUCCUAUGAAUAUACCAUCAUGGUAUAGUUUAAAUGUACCAAUGAUGAUAACACAACCACGAUUUAUCAUAAGACAUAUCCCAGUACCAAUGAUUAUUCCACAAUAUUCUCCUAGAACAAUUCAAUUAAUGAAUUCAUAUCCAUUAUCAACAAUCAAUCCUUAUGUUUAUUCGAAUGAUAUAACUUCUAAUAUAUCACAACCAAUACAUUAUGAUCUACCAUAUUAUCAAUAUACAUGA